Molecule: messenger RNA, 2052 nt
Organism: Diversispora eburnea
Lineage: Eukaryota; Fungi; Glomeromycota; Glomeromycetes; Diversisporales; Diversisporaceae
Source: the annotation of a GenBank genome assembly
AUGGAAAAAUCAACAUACUAUCAAAGAGAAAACAGACAACCUUCUUUAUCAAGUCAGAAUAGUUUUGAUGAUGGUUAUAAUUCUAAAGAGUUAAAUUCUGAAAAUUAUAAUUCACCUUCUACUUCACGUUUUAGACGAAAAGAAUCAUAUUCAUCGGAGAGAGAAAAUCGAUUUUUGACGGGUUUAAAAAAUCCAUCAUCUAAUCGUGAACAUUCCAAUAGUUCAUUUAUUCCAAAAGGAAAAAAGACGACAUAUCCGAACAAUGAUGAUUCAUACCAAUCUGAGUACAUAGACCCAAAUCGUGAAAAUGAGUUAAGAACAGAGCUGCAGCGUAAAUUUUAUUAUUUUUUCGAAGAACCUAAAACAUUCUGGGCGAAGGCUUUUUCUGCAUUCUCUUUAUUUCUAUCCUUAUUGGUAAUAUUAAUAAUUUGUGUGGAAAGUUUACCUUCUACUUGGCCUUGGACUACUCGAGAAAAUUAUCUUCGCAUAUGGCUGCCUCUUGAUGCUAUUACCAUUAUCACAUUUUCGGUAGAUUAUGGUGGAAGACUUUAUGCUUCGAUAAAUAGGGUAUAUUAUAAUGAAUUAAGUCUUACACUUCGAAUCUUCCGAGCGCUUCGAUUUCUUAGGAUUUUGAGAUUGUUUAGAAUUUCAAAACAUGCUUUAGGAUAUAAUGUAAAUUAUGCAAUAGCAUACAGGGUAUUUCGUCGUUCAGCAUAUCAACUUUUUGUGGUUCUUAUUUAUGUGUUAUUGAUUAUAUUAUCUUCCUCAGCAUUAUUGUGGAUCAUUGAACGUGGUACAUUUGAUUUAAGUGAUAAUACUUAUUAUCGUAUUAAUGAACAAGGUCAACGUGAAAAAAGUCCAUUUCAAUCAAUAAUUCAUAGUUUUUGGUGGUCAAUAGUUACUUUAACUACUACAGGUUAUGGUGAUUAUAUUCCUGCAUCACCAAUUGGUAAAGUAAUUGCCGCAUUAACUAUGACUUGUGGAAUUAUGGUAAUAGCUUUACCUACUUCCAUUAUUGGAUCAAAUUUCAUGGCGGAAUGGCAAGAACGAAGAAGAAUUCGAUUUCAAAGGAGAUUUCGUAAUACACAAGAACAAUAUGGUACAAUUUAUGAUAAUUAUCAAUUGAGCAAAAGUAAAAGAUUAAAACAAUUUAAAGAAAAUAAUCAAAUAUUACAUAAGACGAUUAAUGACAUUCAAGAACAUUUAGCUGAUAUUAAUCCACCAAGAUAUUAUAAAAGAUACAAGGAACUUCAACUAAAAUAUAUUAAAGCACUGGAAAAAAUUAAAGAAUUUGAAGAUAAGGAAGCAAAAUAUAAACGUUUUAACAAAAAUCUUGAACCAAAAACUACUUCAAAUAUUGAACUUGACAAACAAUUUAAUGAUUCUACAAAAAAUUUUGGUAAAAAAAUAAAAGAUAUACCAAGAAAAAUAAGAAAUUCUACAAUUCGAAAAUUAAAGAUUGGUUCAUCGCGAGAUCCUAUAGAUAAAAAUAUGAUAAAAAUUAGUCUACCAAAAGAAAUAUUCAAAAAUUAUAACCUUAUUUCAGACUCGACGUAUGAUAUAUCUAAUAAUAAUUCAAUAAUGAGAAGACGUAGAUCAAGUCUUCCCUCAAUUUCUUUUGGUUCUCUUCCCAUUACUAAUCAUACAAAGCCUGAAGAUAAUUUAAAGAAUAUUAAAGAAAAAAAUGAAUCAUUAACAGGCGAGAGUGAGAAUAAUAAUAAUGGUUGGAAUAGUGUUGGUGGUAGUAAUAGUAGUAAUAAAAAUUAUAGAAAUUAUAGUGAAAAGGAAGAAAACAAUGAAUAUAAAUCAUUAGAACAAGAAAUCCUAAAUUUAGAACAAAUUAAAGAUCGAAUUAUACAAAGAAGAUGUCGAGAGAAAGCAUCAUUUGAAGUGAAAAUGGAUUCAAUACUUAAAACUAUUAUGAUGAUUGAAUCGAGAAUUGAAGAAUUAGAACAACAAAUUUCAAGAGAAAGAAUUAGAUUAAAUAUUUUGGGUAAUGGUGGAGAUCAGUAUUUAUCUAAUCUAACAAAUAUUGCGGUGAUUGCAAAGUAA